AUGCAGGCGUUGCCUUUGCCAUCCGGAACGACAUCGCGAGACAACUGUCCUCAUGAGUCUCCGCCUGCUCUACAGGGAGCCAAACUUGCCACUAUCAUCGGUUUCUACUUCCCCACAAUGACAGACUCUGAUGAGGCAAAGAACAAGUCCUACGAGGAAAUGCAUGCUCUUCUGGUGACUAUGCUCAGGACUGACAAGCUGGUUGUCGUUGUUGACUUCAACGCCCGCGUCAGGACAGAUCGAGCUGCCUGGAGAGGAGUGUGGGAUCCUCCUGGGAUCGUUGGCUGCAACGACAAGGGUUUCCUUCUCCUGCGAACCUAA
This is a messenger RNA of Spirometra erinaceieuropaei, 321 nucleotides long. NCBI's taxonomy places the organism in Eukaryota, Metazoa, Platyhelminthes, Cestoda, Diphyllobothriidea, Diphyllobothriidae. The record is from the annotation of a GenBank genome assembly.